Molecule: messenger RNA, 5050 nt
Organism: Acipenser ruthenus (sterlet)
Lineage: Eukaryota; Metazoa; Chordata; Actinopteri; Acipenseriformes; Acipenseridae
Product: zinc finger protein 366-like
Exons: 5
Coding region: 124-2292 (722 amino acids)
Source: RefSeq, a predicted model, not a curated record
UCUUUCUUAAGUCACUUCAAACAGUGUCCAUGCCUGUUGCUUUACUGCACUGAGAUCUGAGCGAGCAGCAGGCUGACAGAGAAGGGGAGCGCAGACACUGAGCAGGGGUGAAGCUGUUCAAAAAUGGAGAUGGAUGCAACACGGAUUAGAGCUGAAGCGAGUCACUUGACUGAUGGGAGGAAGACACCACCCACCAAUUACCUGCAGCCUUUUCCCCUCCUGAAGCCUUCCAGAUUCCCACAUCUGGGGGACACAUUCAGCAGGAGCUUUCUAGACUACAGACCUGAGCACCUCAUGGGGUUCGAGAGGUUCCACGUAACCUCGGAAGGUUCUCGAAAACGCAAGAGGACUCCCUUCAAAGUGACACAAGUCCCGCGAGACGUGGAAUCCUCUGACGAGAUGGGCGAGGAGAGCAGCAGCAGAAAGACCGUGGACCUGUCUCACCUGCCUUAUCCUCCCCCCCACCCCCCUCCCCCACCGCAGCCAACAUACAACCCUCAAAUGAUAGACCUGAGCAGGUUUCAGUUUUACAGAGCGCUGGAUCGCUUUGAUACCAGGCGGGUGAAGCAGGAGCCCAUCCAACACGACGUCAUGUGGUCCAGCAGUCCACUCAUGAUGCACCCUCCCUCUCCUUACUUUUCCAAAAUCCAUCCCAGAAUGAUUCCCUUUCCUUUCCUCAUGCCGAACCCAGCCAUGCAUUUCCCACACAGGUUCUAUCCCAACGAAUCCCUGGUCAAUCACAGAGCCGACGAAAACGAGAAAGGGCAGGACAGUGGCGAAAGGGUGGACGUCAACAUCCACAUCGAUGACAGCUACUAUGUGGACAUGGGAGGCGGCCAGAAGCGCUGGAAGUGCCGCAUGUGCGAAAAGUCCUACACCUCCAAAUACAACCUGAUCACCCACGUCCUGGGCCACAGCGGCAUCAAGCCUCACUCCUGUAAUCAGUGUGGGAAGCUCUUCAAGCAACUCAGCCACCUGCACACCCACAUGCUGACACACCAGGGGACCAGGCCUCACAAGUGCCAGGUGUGCCACAAAGCCUUCACCCAAACCAGCCACCUGAAGAGACACAUGAUGCAGCACAGCGACGUCAAGCCCUACACCUGCAGGAUCUGUGGCCGGGGCUUCGCCUACCCCAGCGAGCUCAAAGCCCACGAGGUGAAGCACGAGGGAGGCCGGGAGAAUAUCUGUGUGGAGUGUGGCCUGGACUUCCCUACUCUGACCCAGCUGAAAAGACACCUGAACGCCCACAGGGGCCCUGCCCAGUACACCUGCACAGAGUGCGAUAAGACUUUCCAGUACCCCAGCCAGCUGCAGAAUCACAUGAUGAAACACAAAGACAUUCGGCCCUACAUCUGUACUGAGUGUGGCAUGGAGUUUGUUCAGCCCCACCAUCUCAAACAGCACACUUUAAUCCAUAAGGGUGUGAAAGAACACAAGUGUGGGAUCUGUGGGCGGGAGUUCACCCUGCUGGCAAACAUGAAGCGCCAUGUUCUCAUUCACACCAACAUCCGAGCCUACCAGUGCCACCUCUGCUUCAAGAGCUUUGUGCAGAAACAGACUCUAAAGGCACACAUGAUCGUGCACUCAGACGUCAAACCCUACAGAUGCAAGCUGUGUGGAAAGGAGUUCAACCGAAUGCACAAUUUAAUGGGCCACAUGCACUUGCACUCAGACAGUAAGCCAUUCAAGUGUCUUUAUUGCCCGAGCAAAUUCACUCUGAAAGGAAACCUCACCAGGCACAUGAAGGUCAAGCACGGCGUGAUGGGUGGAGGACUCAGCUCACAAGGCUUCAGAAGGAGAGGAAGGUUCCGACUGUCAUCCCAAACAGAUGUGGUGGCCAGCUUUGUGCAGCAGGAGCCGUUUGACCUUUCCCAGAAGAGAAGACCUAAGCUGCGGGUGUCUCACUCAGACGGAGAAAGUGCCAAGGGCAGCUCGUGUCAGGAAGAAGAGGAAGACAGCUACAGGAUGGGCCAGUACAGCCCUGAGGACUAUCACCAUGGCAUCAGCGCAUUCCUGCCUCCGAAUCUGGCUUACAAACAGAAGGGCCUGGCUGAGGCCUUUACAGAAGCACAGGGAGCCAAGGAGGAUGGAGAUGUGACGAAGGAGCAAGUGGGAAAAGAGGAAGAGGAAGAGGAGGAAAAACAAAAGUAUUACCUGAUGAAGGAAAAGUAUCCUCGUAUACAGUAUUUUCCAAACCAGCUGAGUGAUUCUUCAGGUCAAUUCUACACUCAAAACAUUAGAAGGAACAGGAGAUACAGCAUUCAAAGCCGAGCGAUGAUAGAAAACUGAGAAAUACACUGUGCUCUUUGUCUGAUAGGCUUCAAAAGCAUUCCCUUCCAAAACUAAUGUGAAGGACAUUACCAUUAGAGAAAACAUGUAUCCAUCCUGUGAAGACUCUUAUCGUCACAAGAAGCUAGGAUUGGUGGUUAAAUGAUAGAUCAAGUUCUGGAUUGGUUCAUGAUGGGAUAUGUGGGUAGGAUAUGAAAUUAAGCUGUUCAAUAUACAGGUAGUGGACAAAAAAAAUGGAAACACCAAUGUAAAGUCACUUAAUAGGGCGUUGGGUCACUAUGGUAUCCAGCUCUGUGGUUUUCUCGGCUGACUUUUUGCUGCUCACACCCCAGGUUGAUCUGCAGUUGCUCGCCUGUUUUGCCUUGCACUUCUAAUUAAUGCACGGAUAUCACGAUCCUGGAGUAUGCGCAUCUGCCCACUGUUGCCCUUUUCUGAUGAUGUCUUUCCCUCGGAGUUCAAUGCCGACAUCACCUUAGACACUGUUGCUCAUUAAACAUCAACAAAUAAUGUGCACUAAUUGCUUUUUAAUAUGUGUUACAAAGUUUGUUUGUUAUACCAUGAUAUGUGGUUAUGGUGUAUUACUGUUUCAACACUCAUGAAUGUUUGACAUGUUUAUUAAAGUCCUCAGCAUAUUUUACCUUUGGGACUGUAUCUGUGCAAACCUGAGCAAAGUGGGAAACCAGUAAUGAGGCAAUAUAAAAACUCUCUCUGACAAACCUCACACCCCCAAUAUCUGUGAGUGCAGAAACAGUAAUAGGUGGUGAUUAAGAACACACAGCAUGGGAUAAUAAACUGAUAACAUUGUUUUUAUAAUAUGCACAUUCAGAGUGUAUACAGUACUCAUCUGAACUUGAGUUUCAUCACAUAUGAUGUUCAGGUAUUUAUUGUUUUUUUGACACAACACAAAUGGAUUGCUAAUGUAAGGACAGAACUGAAAUAAGGGAGCCUAUAUACAAAGCUCAUGCGUUAUUUAAUGAAUGCUUAUGUAACUUCAUUAUUUAAGUGAGUUAAAGCUGUGUAGCUAUGAUACACUGACGUUCUAGAUCCAGACCUACAGUUCUUGCUUCUUAGCACAACAAAAUGUAUAUACUUUACUAAAGAAAACAAACAUGGAUCUUAAUUUGUUACAAACAACCAUGUUACUUAUUAACUGACAUGUUUCCUUUUGAAUUUAUUUGAAGUUAAACAUAAUUUUUUUUUAUCAUAUUUGUGAUAAAAUAAACGACUGCACAGUAAUUUAAGAUGAUUUAAUAUUAGGUUUAAGGUUUAUUAUAAAUAAUGAUUGCUUCAUGUGAAUUUAAAGUCAAUUCUAUAAGCUUUAACACAGAUUAUAAAAUGUUACCAUGAUAUCUUUCCUGUUAAUACAAUGUAUGUUCUCCAUAGACAAGGGCAUUACACUUUUCAAUACAUAUUUCCAAUUGUUGGCAAAUAAUUACAUUUUUUUUAAAACUAUUUGUUUGCUUUUGAGUUUCAAUCUUUCAUUUGUAUUGACAGAAGAAGGGAAGAGGGUAUCAUUCUUGGCAGAAUCCAUGCAUUAAACCUAUGGUUAAGAGUUAACCUGCAGUCAUCUUAGAAAAUGUAGCUGAGCAAGCAAGUUACCUGUGCAGUGCUGUAUGUGACAUGGCCUGAUUGCACAGGAAGGGAAACAAAAAGCUGCUGCAAAACCAAUAACAUGUAAGAAACAGUGCUGAUAAUACAGAUAACAUGUAAGAAACAGUGCUGAUCAUACCAAUAACAUGUAAGAAACAGUGCUGAUAAUACAGAUAACAUGUAAGAAACAGUGCUGAUCAUACCAAUAACAUGUAAGAAACAGUGCUGAUAAUACAGAUAACAUGUAAGAAACAGUGCUGAUCAUACAAAUAACAUGUAAGAAACAGUGCUGAUAAUACGGAUAACAUGUGAGAAACAGUGCUGAUCAUACCAAUAACAUGUAAGAAACAGUGCUGAUAAUACAGAUAACAUGUAAGAAACAGUGCUGAUCAUACAGAUAACAUGUAAGAAACAGUGCUGAUAAUACGGAUAACAUGUAAGAAACAGUGCUGAUCAUACAGAUAACAUGUAAGAAACAGUGCUGAUCAUACAGAUAACAUGUAAGAAACAGAGCUGAUAAUACAGAUAACAUGUAAGAAACAGUGCUGAUAAUACAGAUAACAUGUAAGAAACAGAGCUGAUAAUACAGAUAACAUGUAAGAAACAGUGCUGAUAAUACAGAUAACAUGUAAGAAACAGUGCUGAUCAUACAGAUAACAUGUAAGAAACAGAGCUGAUAAUACAGAUAACAUGUAAGAAACAGUGCUGAUAAUACAGAUAACAUGUAAGAAACAGUGCUGAUAAUACAGAUAACAUGUAAGAAACAGUGCUGAUCAUACAGAUAACAUGUAAGAAACAGAGCUGAUAAUACAGAUAACAUGUAAGAAACAGUGCUGAUAAUACAGAUAACAUGUAAGAAACUGGAUUCAGCGCUCCUUUAAAACAGACUCCAUCAUCACAUGCAAACAGAAGCCUCUUUUCCUGGUAUGGGGCUGCACUUGUAUACUCUUUCUGUAAUGUUAAAAUAAGAAUAGUGACUUUUAUGACAAAACAGAUACACCCGGUGCCAUAUGCUGCCUAUGAAUUGUAUAACUGAGACCCGUUUAACUAAGCUAACUGCAGCCAAUUAAAUGCAUUAGUGCAGCAUCUUACUUAAAUACAGAUGAUUAUACAGUAUUUGAGUGUAUGUGAGAUAUAUUGCUAUGAAUAAAGCACUGCUGUUAUUGAA